Syngnathus acus (greater pipefish) is the source of this 4040-nucleotide messenger RNA. RefSeq names its product calcium/calmodulin-dependent protein kinase kinase 2. NCBI's taxonomy places the organism in Eukaryota, Metazoa, Chordata, Actinopteri, Syngnathiformes, Syngnathidae. Gene Ontology annotation, biological process: CAMKK-AMPK signaling cascade; protein phosphorylation; activation of protein kinase activity. The transcript is spliced from 17 exons. Gene Ontology annotation, molecular function: protein kinase activity; ATP binding. The record is from RefSeq and is a predicted model, not a curated record. Bases 360 to 2069 code for a protein of 569 amino acids.
AUUGGCCCACCUAUUGUAGGGGAGAUUCCCGAGAGCCAAGUCUAAAAUUUAGGUCAUAAGAUAAACAAGAUUUGUACUAAAGCCAGCACAGUCUCUCGGUGGGCGUCGCAUUUCAUCUUCGUCUUCCUGUUUGUCCUCACUUUAUUUAUUGUUCUUUCUUGCCAAUACUAUUUCGUUGUGAGGCACUAGCUCCGUCACAACAUUGCUGGGCUUGACUGACUAACAUCUCCACCGCCUCCGAAGAGGCGAGAUCACUUCACUCAUUUCAAUGUGUAGGCCGAAAGAGCACGACAAGGCGCCAUCCCCCUGAGGUUCGCAUCUGAUGGAGCAGUUGUCGUCAUUGUUUGCAAAGCGCCACCAUGUUCCCUUGUCACGUCAGCGCCUGGCCCGCCGCCGCUGAGCCCGUCGCCUCCUGCGGCGGUCAUGCGCCGGCGUCGCAGCCUUCGCAACCGCUCCCCGAUCUGCUGUGCGGCUGUCCCGCGCCGCCAAUGAGCGCCCACUCUGAAACGCCGUCCCCGGACCCAAUGGAAUCUCUCAUCGUGGUCACAGAGUGCGAACCCAGCAGACCAUCUGGAGAGCCCGGCGGGGAGAAGGAGGUAGAAGAAAUGGACAGCUCCGAAGCACCGCCGUUGCCCAGCGCGUCCUGCGACCUCCUCUCCCGCGCGCUGGGCCGCCCGGGGGCUCUGCUGCCGACCGGCGAAGAGCAACGAGCGCGGCUCAACCUGUCAGACAGGAAACUGUCACUGCAGGAGCGCUCGCAAACGCAGAAUUCCCCCUGCAGCUCCCCGGGACUCAACGGCCGUUACAUUUACCCGUCGUUGCCCUACUCUCCCAUCACGUCGCCGCACUCGUCUCCGCGCUUGCCACGCCGGCCCACUGUGGAAUCCCACAGUGUCUCCAUCACGGACCUCCAGGACUGCGUUCAGCUCAACCAGUACAAGCUAAAAGACGAGAUCGGAAAGGGCUCCUACGGCGUUGUCAAGCUGGCUUACAACGAAGACGACAACACCUACUAUGCCAUGAAAGUUCUGUCCAAGAAGAGGCUGAUGAGGCAAGCGGGUUUCCCACGACGACCGCCACCUCGGGGAGCCAAAGCGGCACCUGAGGGCCCUCCUCAGCCCAAAGGGCCCCUGGAGCGGGUCUACCAAGAGAUUGCCAUCCUGAAGAAGUUGGACCAUUCGAAUGUGGUCAAACUGGUCGAGGUUUUGGACGACCCCAGUGAGGACCAUCUGUACAUGGUGUUUGAGCUGGUCAAGCAAGGGGCUGUGAUGGAGGUACCGACAGAUAAACCUUUCAGCGAGGACCAGGCUCGCUUUUAUUUCCGGGAUCUGCUCAGGGGAAUCGAGUAUUUACAUUAUCAGAGGAUCAUCCACAGAGACGUCAAGCCCUCCAAUCUGCUGGUGGGAGAGGACGGACACAUCAAGAUCGCCGACUUCGGCGUUAGCAACCAGUUCGAGGGGGCCGACGCUCUCCUGACGAGCACUGUGGGAACGCCCGCCUUCCUCGCCCCUGAAACGCUCUCGGAGACCAGGAAAAACUUCUCCGGCAAGGCGUUGGAUGUUUGGGCGAUGGGCGUGACACUUCAUUGUUUUGUCUUUGGAGUGUGUCCAUUCAUGGAUGAGCGCAUCCUCAAUUUGCAUCAGAAAAUCAAGACGCAACCGGUGGAGUUACCUGAAUAUGCUGACAUAUCAGAUGACCUCAAGGACCUGCUGCUCAAAAUGCUGGACAAGAAUCCAGAAACCAGAAUAUCCAUUCCACAGAUUAAGCUUCACCCAUGGGUGACGAGACACGGCGCAGAGCCCCUCCCGCCAGAAGAUGACAACUGCUGUAUGCUGAUUGAGGUGACCGAGGAGGAAGUGGAGAACUCGGUCAAGCACAUCCCGAGCCUGGCCACCGUGAUUAUGGUGAGAACCAUGCUGAGGAAGCGCUCCUUCGGGAACCCUUUCGACUGGGCCCGUAAAGAGGGAUGCAGCAACUCGUGCACUUCAGGACAGAUGAAACAGCAGCCCGGAGAGGGCAUGAGGAGCAUGGAGCUGCCCUAUGUUGGAGAAGACGAGACUCUCUCCUGAUGCACUCGGUUUUCCAGGUUCUUCCCGACACCCCUUUAGCCGUCGUCACUUUUCUACUUUUCCCGAGAGGUGGACACAUGGCGGUGCGGCCGUUUAAAGUGGGAUUGUGGGAACCGUCCUCUUUCUCUUUGCAUGCGUCUUUUAGCGUUAGCAUGCGCAGUCUCAGGCUUCUAUGUGCUUCGUGCUAGUUUAGAGCCCCCCCACCUUUCUCUUUACUUGGCAACUACUUCAGGUAAGGUGGGACCGGGAAGCAGGCGGCAAGGGGGGGGUGAUGGCAGCACACACUUUUGGGAAGUCAGGGAACAAUUCUUUUCAGUCUUCAGCACCACUUGAAGUCAAAAAACGAUUGUCUGCCUCACCCUUGCGUGUCAGUGGCAGCGUUGUAACAUAUUUUAUUGAGAACGUAGAUGAAUUGUUUAAUGAUUGAUUGCACGUUUUCCUUGUGGAUUUGUAAGCUCUUUCGACUUUUACCGACUCACCAUUUACUAACUAUAGAAAGCUUUAAGACCACUCGGUGUAGUGCUUUGUGAACAGUCGUUACAAAUUACUAGAGGAACAUUUUGCUUCUGUCUUUUUAAGAAAUUAGCUCCACGUCGGGGGUCCCAAAAGUCACAAUACACUUUCUUUUGUCUCAUUUCAUAAUUUUAAUUAAAAAGACCAUCAACCACACCCAGUAGAAUUUUUUUUUUAACCAAUCAGAUAAAUUUGAAAAACAUCAGUAUUUUUCCAUCUUGUGAUUUGUUCAGCUAUGUUUAUUUUUCUGAUUGGUUGAGCAUGAUUAAAAAAAAAAAUUUGUGGUUCCAAAAACAAAACAAAAUAAGACACAAGGAAGGUGCAAACUGACAACUUUUGGGACAGCGUUUAUCCACUGUAUAGUCUUUUUCUCCUUAUUAAUGUAGUGGUUGUAUUGUUUCACGUCCACGUUUGGACUGACAAGGCUCUCACUUCUCAAAGCUCAAGUCAAACUAGUGAAUGUUCUUAUUUGUGUUUUAUAUGUUAAAAAAAAAAAGCACUGACGUUCUUUUACAAUUGCACAUUUGAAAAAAGACGCCCAAAUAUUACACUGUGCAUAUUUUUUUUAAUGUAAAUCAACUUAAAGAACCUUUAACUACAUUUUGAAAUAUAGCAGUAGUGCAUCUGAAGGCUUUUUUUGUAUAAAUCUAUGCAUGACAUAUCUAGAGGAGAAAUUCAAUCAAAAAAGAAAAAAACAAGAUGUGCCAUGUCGAAGUGGACUUUUUAACCAAUGUUAACUAGCUGUGAUUUUUGUAUUUGUGAACCUUUUUUGUUGUUGUUUUUAAAUGUUUUGUUAUCUUCUUUUCCAUUGUCACUGCAAUAUUAGAAUCAGAUGAAAUCACCGGAUGUGUCUAAUUAACAUGUUAGAAUUGUAUUUCAUGCUUCUACAUAAUUACGAAAGGGAAAUUGUCUUGCAAGAUCCUCUGCGAUCCAAAUCAAAUUUGUCUUUUUUUUUAUAUGAGCACUAUGCAUUAGUUUUUCUACUCUUAGUGCAAUUUACCAUAUUUUUCAGACUAGAAAGCCCAACAGAUAAGGUCUAUAUUUAGAAAUUCCCAUCUAUAGGGUUCAGUACAAACCAGUUCAGUAACUAAGUUAAAACUAUUCAGUGGCUCAGGCAGUAGAGCGAGUUGUUGAGAAACUGGAAGUUCGGUGGUUUGAAUCCAUCUCUGUCUGAAACUCAACUUCAAUUUGAAUUCAAGGCUCACUGAUGAUUUUUGAGAAAAUAAAAUAAUUUUAAGUGCAUUUCAUAGUCCGAAAAAUAUGGCAACUUAUGUGUAGGAUUAUGAGGGUCACGGUUAAAAUAAUUAAAGUUGAAAACUUGACUGUUUUGGUGCUCAUGGACAGUAUUUUUUUUUUCUAUUGGUAAGAAAUGUAGAUGCAAGAACUUCUUGGAUUUAAGAUCCUAGCUUUAAUUUAAAAUUUUAAAAGUAUCGGUCGAUUUGAAUUAUUUUAUUUAAA